Protopterus annectens (West African lungfish) is the source of this 3536-nucleotide messenger RNA. It is a transcript of the gene LIPE, whose product is annotated as lipase E, hormone sensitive type. The record is from RefSeq and is a predicted model, not a curated record. The coding region runs from base 1 to 2016 and encodes 671 amino acids. NCBI's taxonomy places the organism in Eukaryota, Metazoa, Chordata, Ceratodontiformes, Protopteridae. Gene Ontology annotation, biological process: triglyceride catabolic process; cholesterol metabolic process. Gene Ontology annotation, molecular function: triacylglycerol lipase activity; sterol ester esterase activity. The transcript is spliced from 9 exons. Gene Ontology annotation, cellular component: cytosol.
AUGGUGUUUCCAAAGAUUUUCUCUUCAUUGUUGCCUGAGCCCCUCACACUUCUUGUGUUGAUGAUCAUAGACUUUGUGCAAGUGUUAUACCUGUUCUCCUCAUUUGUAUCCACAGGUGUUGCAGCCAGUUCUUUAUUCACCAGUGGGAAAUAUGUAAUAGAUCCUGAGCUGCGGGGAUCAGAAUUUGAGCGCAUCACUCAAAACCUGGAUGUUAAUUUCUGGAAAUCCUUUUGGAAUAUCACAGAGACCGAGAUCUUAGCUUCAUUAGCAAGCAUUGCCUCCACCCAGGUAAAAGUCAACAAAGGCCUGUCUGUGCCCCCCAACUCUUUCGAGUUGCCACUAGCGACUGAUCCAAACCUGACAGUUACUGUCACUCCUCCUGUUGCACACAGUGGCCCGGGAGCAGUCCAGAUGCGCCUUCUGUCAUAUGUACUACGUGAAGGACAGGACAGUGAAGAGCUGAACAGUUUCAUGAAAGUUGAAGGUCAGUUGAACUUGGAUCUGCGAUUAAAGACAAAAAUAUUUCCUCGAUCGAGUUGCCUUCUUAUCCAUUUCCAUGGGGGUGGAUUUGUUGCGCAAACUUCUAAAUCACAUGAGCCAUACUUAAAAACCUGGACCUGUGAUCUUGACAUGCCGAUCCUGUCUGUUGAUUAUUCUCUUGCACCAGAAGCACCUUUCCCCCGAGCUCUGGAGGAGUGUUUCUUUGCCUAUUGCUGGGCAGUCAAGAACUGCCAUCUUUUGGGUUCUACAGGAGAAAAAAUCUGCUUGGCAGGAGACAGUGCUGGUGGUAAUCUUUGUAUUACUGUGUCCAUGCGUGCAGCUGCAUAUGGGGUAAGAAUUCCAGAUGGGGUAAUGGCAGCGUAUCCUGCCACUUUGUUGCAAGCAACUGCAUCACCUUCCCGACUUCUGACAUUGAUGGAUCCAUUGCUUCCUCUGAGCGUUCUUUCAAAGUGCCUGAGUGCUUAUGCAGGAAUUGGAGGUACUCAAACCCUGGAUAAGAAGCAUGCGACACUAAGUACUGUGGGCCUAGUGAGGAGAGAUACAGCACUGUUAUUCCGUGAUCUGCGAUUAGGGGCAUCAGCCUUACUUAACUCCCUUCUAGAUUCAGGACGAAACCAAAAAAACCCUGAGUUUUGUGUCCUUCCUGCUCUCAUCCUAACUCUUGUCUGUGCAGUGAGGCAGUGUCUGUGGACCUGCCUCCAUCGUCCUCUGACCUUUCUGAUGCAUCUCCUGCGAUUUGAGAAGCCUGCCUUUUCUAACAUAAUGACUGCUGAGACCGUUAGAAAAAGCGUUUCUGAGACAGCACUGUCUGAAGAAACCCUAGCCAAUCGGCAACAGACGCUCAAGAGUAAAACUUGUCAGAACUUUGGAAAACAUCUUAUACAAGACACUUGCUCACCAUUAAUGACACCUAAGGAGCCCAAAGAGGAAUUACCAGUCACAGCCUCAGACAGAAGGAAGCACAGUGUGACAUUUUUUCUUGAAGAAGAAAAUGAGCAGGAAAGUGCUGACCCACCUGGAAAAGGAAACACAACUACAAACAGCAGCACAUCUCUUGCUACUUUGGCUUUCCCAGAAGGAUUUGAACCACUUCGUUCUACUGAAGGAUUUGCUGACAUGACUUUCCAAACAUCGCCCAUUGUUCGGAAUCCCUUCAUGUCUCCACUGCUGGCUCCAGAUGAAAUGUUGUUAGGACUGCCACGCCUCCACAUUGUGGCUUGUGCUUUGGACCCAAUGCUGGAUGACUCUGUAAUGUUUGCUAAACGUUUGCGGAACUUGGGCAAGCCAGUUGAACUGUGCGUAGUGGAGGACCUCCCCCAUGGAUUUCUUAGCUUAUCCCAGCUUUCUCGUGAUACAAAAGAUGCAGCAGGUGUCUGUAUUGAACAGAUUCGUAAGGUCAUAGCUGCUAAAGACACUCCUGUUCCCACUAGAAAACAUCGCAAACUAGAGAGAAUAAUUGUAACAGAACCCUCAAAGACACCAGAAAGUCCUGCACAAAAAGAUGUUGGUGCUUAAACUUCUACUGCAGUGUAACCAUACAAAACGUGCUGCUAGCCUCACCGUGUGGCCUGAAGUGUUUGACUUUUUUCUCUUCAGUAUUGUAACAUUUAUUUUAUUUGCUGUGGGUAUUCUGAGAGCUACCAAGAGCUCAAUCUAACCACUUGAGUAUGGUGGAGGAGACCAAGACAGAAUGAAAGAACAUGACAGAACAGUAAAAGAUUUAAGUAUGCCAGGAACUGACUCCUUCCUAUACUCACCAUCUUUAUUUGAGUAAAUACUGGGAUUUUUGUGCUGUGAAUAUACUCUAUUUUCCUGAGUAGGUUCCUGAACUUUUGUGCUGAAAACACAUUCCACUCCUAACAAUAUUUUACUUUUUAAGUGCUCUAAAGAGAACUGUGAACAAAGCGCCACCUGCUGGUGAGAAUUACUGGCAUUUUUUUUUCCAUGAUGUACUGUUGCUCUCUUUCCAUUUUCUACUUCCUAUUAGUCUGUUGGACUUAGAUUCUUAUCAUUUUAAAAUGUUUUAAAUUAUUUUAGGGGGAAAGCUUAAUAUAUUUAUCCUUUAUGUAUUCUGUUUGUGUAAAGGAAAGUAGCACAAAUCUGCAAGCACUGCAUUCUCCAGCCAUGUCUGUACCUUUUCAUAUUUCCUUAACCUUCUAAUUCCCAUUGGGCCAAAUUGAUGGAAUUUACUGGUCCCAACAGAGUAGCUUAGAAAAGGGUAAAAUGAGAAGAGCAGCUUUCAGAAAUCCUGCCUCAUUGCCGAUGUUGCUGCUCAACAUGGAACUGUAGGACCUAUGUGAUGCUUUUCAGUGUGUGAAGACUCACGGACUCUUCUGUUACAUGAGAAGGCACUGGAUAACAUGGCUGCUGCACUUGACAUUUAACUGCGGGAAAAUAUUUGUGAAUAAACUGUGUAGAAGUCAAAGUGAAGUCCUACCUGAAAGGCCAACGUAUGGUACUUAGGGCACUUUAGUGUACCUUUGUUUGAAGCACUGACUUUCUGUUAACUUUUAUAUGUCAACUAAAGAGCAUUUUUCCACACAGAACCAUGAGCAGAAUUUGCCAUUAAAAUCUGCUGGGUAUAGUAGUGGAGUCUAACCAGAGCUGUAGCUAGUUAAUAUAGCACCCAGUGCCGUUCCAUAAUUUUAGUGCCCCUUAACUCUAAGUUGAAGAUGGGGGUGGGGAGGGUCUUCUGCUUUUAAACUGUAGAAUUCCACUUGCUACAGUUAUGGUACCAUCCGCAAAGCGCUCAAGCCCUGACUUCAGUUACAGUAUCAGCAUUCAUUUCUGAAUGCCGGUAUUGCAGUGAAGCCACAUUGGCAACUGACAACUGCACCCCACCCUAGCUCUGCUUCUGAUUCAGCCUGCUGGUGUAGUGCAUCUUAAUAGCUAAUGGUGAUUGUGUGAUUAUUAUUAGUUACGUUGAUAAAAAAAAAUGUACUGCAGUUAAAGAUAAUUCAUUUUGCAUAGAACAUUGUGUUAUGUUCAUAUCUUAAGUUCUGAAUGGUGUGUGUGUGUGUGUGUGUGUGUGUGUG